Messenger RNA from Nilaparvata lugens (brown planthopper), 2842 nucleotides. Its product is annotated as zinc finger CCHC domain-containing protein 8 homolog. Gene Ontology annotation, molecular function: RNA binding. The transcript is spliced from 8 exons. Gene Ontology annotation, cellular component: catalytic step 2 spliceosome. NCBI's taxonomy places the organism in Eukaryota, Metazoa, Arthropoda, Insecta, Hemiptera, Delphacidae. The record is from RefSeq and is a predicted model, not a curated record. Bases 182 to 1609 code for a protein of 475 amino acids.
GCUUCGAUCUUUGAUAGUCGACUCGUUUACCAGUUUUGGUUUUGGCUCUAGAAUUUUGGCAGUAAUAGGUUAUGACUGUUUAUUAUAAAAAUAAUUCUCUUUUGAAAUCAUAAAAGGCUGUAUUAUUGUAAUGAUCUAGUUAUGUGAGUGGGGAAUAGCAUAGCCUACCUUAUCUAAAGCAAUGGCUGAAAUGCAAGAUGAUUCCAACGGUCUAGAGUUGAACUUUGCAAUUUGCACUGAACCGGGGAUUGAAGAUGAAUCAUUUGUUCCGGCUUACGAAUGUCCGGGAAUCUACAAAUUGUCAGCGAAUAAGGAUGAAGCACUAAAAACACCGGCAUUCAGACAAGGACCCUCAAACUUCAGAAACUGGAAUGGCAAUCAACAAUUUCAGCAAAAUAGACCAAACUUCAGACAACCUUUCAAGAAAAAAUUCCAGCGCUACCACCUGGACAUAGAACAGAAGUUCGGCCAAUUUCGGCCUGGCGCACUGAGCAGUCGGUUGAGACGCGCCCUGGGCUUGCGUCGCAGUGAGCUUCCUGCCCAUAUCUACCAGAUGCGAAACCUCGGUUAUCCGCCCGGCUGGCUAGAGGAGGCCAAGAUUGUACACUCCGGAUUGCUAGUUUUCGAUAGCAAGGGCAAGACCGUUAAAGAGAAGGAAGAAGACGAGGAUGGAGAAUUGAUUGAUUAUGAACAGAGGAGUAAAUACGACAUCAAUAAACUGGUCGAAUAUCCUGGCUUCAACGUGCUAGCAGAGGGCCGAGUUGAAGAUCAAUGGGAGGAAUACGGGUCUGUGCCGAUGCUGGAGCGUCACAGCCUGGAGCAUAUGGUCAGUGUGCUGAUGCCAAACGCUGCCAAGGCCUACAAGCGGCGCAAGAUGAACAAUAUUCCCGCUACCGCUGUCGAAUCUGAGGUCACCGUUGAGGAUAUGGACGCUGAGGAGACGCCAGCUACCACUCUCCUACCAGAAGACAACUGCCGUUUCAUUCCGCCACUGCCUGACUCUGACGACACCCCUCCUCCGCCUCCUCCACCACCUCCUCCGCCUCCUCCCGAGGAGGGGGAGAUUCCCUCCUCACCUUCCUCACCUGGACCGCCUCCUGAGAUCAACUCAUCCAAUGAGGAGGCUUCUCAGCUGAAUGAGGAGGUAUCUCAGCCAGCAACCAGCACUCAGGUGAAUGAGGAAACCUCACAGUCCGCUACCAUUGAAGAUGCCUCAAAUAUUUCCAAUGUGGAGAGCCAGGACUCGCUCUCAUUGAGCGAACUGGAAGACCGUAAACGCGAACUGAUGAACCAGCUGCACGAAUCUAGCUCAUCUUCCACCUCCACAAAAGACAACUCUUCAACGCCAUCUGUCGACAGAAUAAAGAAACCAGAGCUGAGCACUCCGUCUCCCUCGCAUGGCAAAAUGGUGUCGGUCGAUCUGGGAACCCCGAUUUUGAAAAGUUUCUCGCCGUUCAGUAAACUGCCGUCGUCUGAAGCGUUUUCCAAGAACAUCUGUGAUGUGAUAAACUUUGAAAACCUGCCGGAUUCAACCGGCGUUUAUGAGAGGAUGGUCGGUGUUCUCAGCAAAGUUCGGCAGGCUGUUAAACGUAUACAACAGGAGGAUUAAACUUGGUUUUGAAAAUUGUGCAUACAAUAGAAGGAUUAAACUUGGAUUUUGAAGAUCCGAGGAUCAAACUCGGUUUUAGAAACUUGUAUAUAUACAACAGGAGCAUUGAACUUAGUUUUUGAAAACUGGAAUUAAAUUGUUCGUUAGGUGUGAAAAAUAUUUAAACCUGUACCGUGCAAUGUGUAUUUCUAUUACAAAGAUCUUUUCAGUUGAAUUCUGAUUCAAACUGUUUGUUAGAUGUGACAAAGUUGAUGUUUUGUUAGAUGUCCAAGCCUUCAAAGUUAGAACGUGCAGUUAGAAUCUCAGUUUCAAAUAUUUUACAAUAAAACGUUGAUAAAAUUUGUUCAUUUGAAGAAGUCUUUGAACUUAUAUUAUUAUAUCAUUGCAACGUGCAAUGUAGAUUUCUAUUUCAAUGAGCUUUGCAAUAAAAAGUUGGUUUAAUUUAUUCAUUAGAACAAUCCCUCGAACUUAUAUACUAUGCAAUGUAGUAGAUUUCUACUCUAAAGAUCUUUACUAUAAACUUUUGAUUGUAAUUAUUAGUAUAAUGCUAAGAACAUUUGAAAGUAUACAACUGAUGGACUGAUAUUGAUUCCAUCAACUCCUAAAAUCAUUUUUUAUAUUUGUUUGAAAUUGUGAGGAAUUUGUGGAUACAACUGAAAGAAUAAUAUUAAUUUUAUUGAUUUUUAAUACUUAUUUUUUAUCGAAUUUUGAUUGAAAUUGUUACAAGUGACAGGCUUUGAAAGUACUCAAUUGGGGGGCUGAAAACGUCAAUCUAUUUUUGCAAUAAAUUUUUGAUUGCAAUUGGAGUAAGUGAAGUGUGACAAAUGUUUGUGGACUAAUUUAGUUGUACUCUACGAUCAAAAUGUUGAUCGCAGUUUGGCUGUUGAAAUUGUCAACAAAAUCAUGACAAACGCUCAAAAGCGUUUUGAGACUAAGUAAUGUCGAUUUUUUAGAAUAUUUCAAUUGGAGAUCGUUUCAAAUUCGUAGUUGGAUGUGCAAGGAUGAAAUCUUCCUAGUUUCGUUGAAACUAGAAAAAGUGAAAUCACCGUAAAUAGGAAAAGGGGAGACUGAGAAACGAAUUUUGUAAAACUAAAAUUGAUAUUUUACAAUUGAAUCUUAUAUGCAAAACUUGUAAUACUGGAAUUCUAUAAUUAAUAAGUUUUAAGGAUUUGCAUUGAGUUUUAAUUACAAUACCGAAGAUCUUGUUGGUCUAAUUGAACUUGAUAAGUACAA